Messenger RNA from Cokeromyces recurvatus, 1684 nucleotides. Its product is annotated as delta-6-fatty acid desaturase. Gene Ontology annotation, cellular component: membrane. NCBI's taxonomy places the organism in Eukaryota, Fungi, Mucoromycota, Mucoromycetes, Mucorales, Mucoraceae. Gene Ontology annotation, biological process: lipid metabolic process. The transcript is spliced from 5 exons. The coding region runs from base 156 to 1559 and encodes 467 amino acids. The record is from RefSeq and is a predicted model, not a curated record. Gene Ontology annotation, molecular function: oxidoreductase activity, acting on paired donors, with oxidation of a pair of donors resulting in the reduction of molecular oxygen to two molecules of water; heme binding.
UUUUUUUUUUUUGAUUGGAAAAUAUAAAAUUAUAUUUAUUUAAAUAUUUAUAUUUAAAAAGCAAGAAAAGUAAUAUAGAAUUAUAUUUUAUUUCUACUUUUUUGUUUCUAUUACAACACAACAAACAGAGUCACAAUAUAUAAUAGUAAUAUACAAUGACAUUUUCAAGAGAACCCCAACAAUUCACUCGGAAACAAUUGGAGAAGAUGAAUCAAGCUGUAAAGGAUGGUGAUAAAGAUGCAAGGAAAUGUAUUAUCAUUGAUAAUAAAUUAUAUGAUGUGACUGAAUUCAUUGAAGAUCAUCCUGGUGGUGAAGCCGUUUUAAUGACUCAUAUAGGAAAAGAUGCAUCAGAUGUCUUUCAUGCUAUGCAUCCAGAUACAGCUUAUGAAAUAUUAGCAAAUUAUUAUGCUGGUGACUUACUGCCUGAGGAGGUAGAGGAUGACAGAAAGUUGAAUAUAGAUGAAAAUAAUAAUUCUAUCAAGUUUGCCGCUGAAAUGCGUGAGUUACGUGAUAAGCUUAAAAAUGAAGGUUAUUUCCAUGCCAGUAAACUUUUCUAUGUUUACAAGGUUUUGUCUACUUUGGCUAUUUGUGGUGUUGGUUUAGGUCUUUUGUAUGCUUAUGGACGUACAUCUACAUUGGCUGUGGUAGCUUCUGGCUUUAUUAUUGGUAUAUUUUGGCAACAAUGUGGUUGGUUGGCACACGAUUUUGGUCAUCAUCAAUGUUUUGAAGAUCGUUCUAUGAAUGAUAUAUUACUUGUUUUUCUUGGUAACUUUUGUCAAGGCUUUUCAUUAUCAUGGUGGAAAAAUAAGCAUAAUACACAUCAUGCAAGUACAAAUGUUCAUGGUCAAGACCCUGAUAUUGAUACUGCGCCUGUUUUAUUAUGGGAUGAGUAUGCCUCUGCAGCUUAUUAUGGAUCAUUAGAUGAAGAACCUAAUAUGAUUUCACGUUUCCUUGCUCAAAGUGUUUUACCCUAUCAAACACGCUAUUAUUUCUUUGUUCUGGGUUUUGCUCGUAUUUCAUGGGCUCUUCAAUCUUUGCUUUAUUCGUUUAAUCAAGGUGCCAUUAAUAAGUCUGCUCAAAUGAAUUUAUAUGAACGUGGUUGUCUUAUUUGUCAUUGGAUUUUAUUUACUUAUUGUACAAUUGCAUGGAAUAGUAGUCUUUAUAAUAUGGUUCUUUUCUUUUUAAUUAGUCAAGCUACAACUGGUUAUACUUUGGCACUUGUAUUUGCAUUAAAUCAUAAUGGUAUGCCUAUCAUUACAGAAGAGAAAGCAGAAAAGAUGGAAUUUUUUGAAAUUCAAGUUGUAACUGGUCGUGAUGUAUCCAUGUCACCUUUAGGCGAUUGGUUUAUGGGUGGAUUAAAUUAUCAAAUUGAGCAUCAUGUUUUCCCUAAUAUGCCACGUCAUAACCUUCCUAAAGUAAAACCAAUGGUGAAGUCACUUUGUCAACAAUACAAUAUCCAUUAUCAUGAUACCAGCUUUUUCAAAGGAACAUUAGAGGUAUUAAAAGCUUUGGAUGUCACAUCAAAUCUUUCCUUACAACUAAGUAAGAAGGCUUUCUAAAGGAGGGGAGUUCGAGUCUUUAUUUAAUAUCCAUUCGUUUAUAACAACAACAAUAAUAAUAAUAAUAAUAAUAAUAAAAACAUAAGUUUUGGUUGAAGUCAUUAUUCAUGAAAUUAGCCACCAAC